Gekko japonicus is the source of this 1528-nucleotide messenger RNA. It is a transcript of the gene TBL2, whose product is annotated as transducin (beta)-like 2. The record is from RefSeq and is a predicted model, not a curated record. Gene Ontology annotation, biological process: endoplasmic reticulum unfolded protein response. Gene Ontology annotation, cellular component: endoplasmic reticulum. The coding region runs from base 107 to 1450 and encodes 447 amino acids. Lineage: Eukaryota; Metazoa; Chordata; Lepidosauria; Squamata; Gekkonidae. Gene Ontology annotation, molecular function: protein binding. The transcript has 7 exons.
CGCCUUGUCUUGCCACGUCAAUCAUGAAGGAGGGAAGAGGCAACGCAUGCGCUAUUACCCCCUUUCCGUUACCUCAGCGCGCUGAGACGGCCACGGGGCGGAGGAAAUGGACGAAGCGUCUGGGGUGCUGGUCGCCGUGUCCCUUUUGCUCGGAGCGCUCGUUCUCGUGUUGCUGUUGAGACGGAAGACGCCGAGCGGAAAGGAGCCGCAGUCGUCAGAGAAGGAGGCCAACAGGCCGGCGGACGAUCACAAUGUGAACGGUGAAACAACUGGCAAAACUUCCAUCCAGAAGAAACAGAAGCCGCACCAGCGAAGUCGAAAAGAGAAGCCUCAGCAGCACAAUUUCACACACCCGCUCGUGGCUGCAGCCCUCAAGGGUCACAGUGGGAGUAUAAGCUGCUUGGACUUCAGCAGCAAUGGCAAGUACUUGGCAUCCUGCUCUGAUGACCGCACAGUUCGCAUCUGGAGCACCAAGGAUUUCUUGGAGCGGGAGCACCGCUGCCUGCGGGCCAACGUGGAAUUGGAUCAUGCUACCUUGGUCUGCUUCUACCCAGACUCCAGAGCCUUCAUUGUCUGGCUGGCUAACGGUGACACCAUCAGAGUCUUUAAUAUGACCAAGAAAGAAGAUGGUAGCUUUGCUUAUGUCGCCACCCCGGAAGACUUCCCCAAACAGCACAAAGCCCCUGUCAUCAGCAUUGGAGUUGCUGACACAGGGAAGUUCAUCAUGACAGCAUCCAGUGACACCACCAUCCUCAUCUGGGACCUGAAGGGGGAAGUCCUGGCCAGCAUCAACACAAACCAGAUGAACAAUGCCUUUGCAGCUGUGUCGCCGUGUGGGAGGUUUGUCGCAUCCUGCGGCUUCACUCCGGAUGUGAAGGUGUGGGAGGUGUGUUUCAGUAAGAGCGGAGACUUCCGGGAGGUGGCUAGGGCCUUCGAGCUGAAAGGCCACACAGCAGGCGUGUAUUCCUUCUCUUUCUCCAAUGACUCCAGGCGGAUGGCGACAGUCUCAAAGGAUGGCACGUGGAAACUGUGGGACACAGAUGUUGAAUACAAGAAACAGCAGGAUCCCUACUUGCUGCUGACGGGUAAAUGUGAGGUGGCAGAACCCUGCCGCAUCGCUCUGUCCCCCGAUGCCCGAGUGCUAGCCAUCUCCUGCAGCACCAGCAUCUUUGUAUACAACACCAGGGAAGGCAAGGAGGAAGAGCGCUUUGAGAAUGUCCACGGGGAGCACAUCACAGACUUGGCCUUCGACGUGAACAGCCGCUUCCUGGUCUCCUCUGGGGACCGGGCCAUCCGGGUCUUCCACAACACAGCCGGCUACCGGGCAGUGGUGGAAGAAAUGAAGGUUCUGCUGAAGAAGGCCACCAAUGAGUCCACUAGGCAGAGACUGCAGCAGCAGAUCACAAAUGCCCAGAACUCACUGGAGAGUAUCUACGGCAAGGGGAAGUGACCCUUUUCCAUGUACAGUGCUCCCAUGCAGAUUUAGGGUCAGGAUUUUAAGACGGGAUACGUGCUAAUAAAAGAAUUU